Molecule: messenger RNA, 7269 nt
Organism: Aspergillus pseudotamarii
Lineage: Eukaryota; Fungi; Ascomycota; Eurotiomycetes; Eurotiales; Aspergillaceae
Exons: 6
Coding region: 1-7269 (2422 amino acids)
Biological process (GO): secondary metabolite biosynthetic process; fatty acid biosynthetic process
Molecular function (GO): hydrolase activity; phosphopantetheine binding; 3-oxoacyl-[acyl-carrier-protein] synthase activity
Source: RefSeq, a predicted model, not a curated record
AUGACUGGCGGCACUCAACUCGUGCUGUUUGGUCCCCAACUAACCCCCACGCAAUGGACCCCCGAUUUCCUCCGGCGUCUGCAACUAGAGAUGCAAAAUAAUCCUCAGUUGGAAUUUCUCCGGCAUUGUCUGAUCCAGUUAGAGGCAUUUGUGGCGAGCACACCCCUCCCGCGCGAGGACGUCGCACUGGUCUCGCAGCUAGGGACACUAGCAGGGUUCGCGCGGGGCGAAGCAAUUCCAGAUCCACAGCGUCUGCAGGGAAAUAUCCUAUUGGCGCCAUUGACAAUCGUCUCACAGGUGGUGGACUGGCUGCGGAUGACUCCAUCGGACGAGCUGAUCGUCCAAGGCUUCUGUAUAGGAUUUCUGUCCGCGGCCGUUGUGUCCUCAACUCAUCAGCAGGACCGCGUUGAGUUUGAGCGAUACGUUGCCAAUAGCAUUCGUCUGGCGGCUUGUAUUGGCUUUCUCAUCGAUCGAGAAGAUUCUCUGCAGGCGACGGCGGAUCAAGCAACGGCCAUUUCCGUGCGUUGUCCAUCACCGUCACACCGUGCAGCUUUGGAAACCACAAUAGAUUCGUUUCCCGAGACAUACAUCUCCUGCAUCACUGAUGAUCGCACGGUCACCGUCACACUGCCGCGUCGCCAUCUGGCGCGCUUGACGGAACGCCUGAAACAUGAGUCCAUUCCCAGUACCGUCAUUGGCCUCGAUGGUUGCUAUCAUCAUCCCAAACACACCGAUGCCGCUCAGACACUCAAAGACAUCUGUGCCAAAACGCGUGAAUUGCAGUUGCCCUUCAGCGAGCAACUCCAUCUUCCCCUUCGUUCCACCGCAGAUACCGAGCUCCUCACCAUGGGUGCACUGCAUGACAUCGCCGUAGACCUCAUUCUCUGCAAGCGCGCUCAUUGGUUCCAGACCGUCAAAUGCACGCUCAAGGAGGUUCCGAAUGGGGUCAAAUUUGUCGCCGUGGGUUCGGAAUCCUGCAUUCCUCGAUCGCUUUCGCUGGCCAGACCGGCCGCAGAUUUACAGGACGCGAUCGCGGUGGUGGGAAUGGCCUGUCGAUUCCCCCAGGCGGACUCCCUGGAGGAGUUCUGGCAGCUUCUGAGCGCGGGGGAAACAACUAUUAGCCCUCUGCCCCACAACCGCUUCAAUCCGGCGGACCUGCGAAGGGAGCCGAAGCCGUCGACAUUCUGGGGGAAUUUCUUACGCCACCCAGACGUGUUUGAUCACCGGUUCUUCGGAAUCUCUGGACGGGAGGCGAAAUCCAUGGAUCCACAGCAGAGACUGGCACUGCAGGUUGCCUAUGAAGCCAUGGAGGCGGCCGGGUACUGCGGCCUUCACGCGAAAAGCGGGAGGAAGGAGACUCAGGUAGGGUGCUAUCUGGGAGUAGGCGCUGUCGAUUAUGAGGGCAAUGUGGCUGGCGAUGAUGCGAAUGCCUUUUCGGCAACGGGGACCUUGAGGGCCUUUAUUAGUGGUCGCAUUAGCCAUUUCUUUGGUUGGACUGGUCCGUCAAUCACGUUUGACACGGCGUGUUCGUCGUCGGCGGUCGCUAUACAUGCAGCAUGCAAGGCUAUCUUGGCAGGCGAAUGCGCCAUGGCCCUAGCGGGAGGUGUGAACGUCAUAACGAGCCCGAACCUGCACCAGAAUCUCGCUGCCGCCUCUUUCCUCAAUCCCAACGGAUCCUCGCGCGCUUUUGAUGCCGCUGCAGGUGGAUAUUGCCGAGGUGAAGGCGCCGGCAUUCUGGUCCUGAAGCCCCUCUCCAAAGCCGUCGCGGCCAAUGAUAACAUCCUUGGAGUUAUCGCCGGGUCUGCCGUGAAUCAGGGCUCAAAUUGUAGCUCUAUCACGGUUCCAGAUUCCAACUCACAGAGCGCGUUGUACAGUCGUGCUCUUUCUGUAGGUCAAAUAGAUCCCGAGGAUGUAACAUAUGUGGAGGCGCACGGCACUGGAACGCAAGUCGGGGAUCCUAUUGAGUACGAAAGCAUCAGGUUAGCUCUGGCUGGUCCUGGAAGGAAAGAUGAUAUUCUACUUGGAUCCGUCAAAGAUAAUAUUGGACACACCGAAGCUGCCUCGGGCGCUGCAGGGGUCAUCAAAACCCUCCUGAUGAUGCAGAAGAGAACCAUUCCGAAGCAGGCGAGCUUUAAGACACUGAACCCACGCAUCAAGGCAUCCGACCACAUUGUAGUGCCAAAGCAUACUCAGCCCUGGACAGCCGCGCGGAUGGUUGCUUUGGUGAAUAACUACGGUGCAGCUGGUAGCAACGCCGCGAUUGUGGUACAGGAAUAUCAAAAACCGUGUGUUGCACCACAACCUCCUGCUGUGGCGGCUUAUCCCAUUGUCCUGUCUGCCAAGUCUGCAAUUAGCUUACAGUUAUAUAUGGGAGAGCUCAAGCGUUUUGUCUGCGCGGCAAAUGUGCCAUUGCGUGAGAUUGCAUACGCCCUUUCAAGACGACAAAACCCUGCAUUUGAAUACAGAACAGCGUUUAGUACCGAGAAUAUUGCCGGCUUGACUGCCACCCUGGAUCGGCUCAACGUCAGUAAGGGUGAAGCUGGAUUUACGCGGACUUCGAAGCGCCCUGUAGUGUUGGCUUUUGGCGGCCAGACGGGACGUACAGUAACAGUAUCGAGAGAUCUUUAUGAUACCAGUCUGCUCUUCCGGAAUCACCUGGACAAAUGCGAAGCUGUAUGCAAAUACCUUGGCUUACCAAGUAUCCUGAGCAACAUCUUCUCCGGUGAACCGGUGGAUGACAUUGUCUCCCUCCACUGCAUGCUUCUGUCGAUCCAGGUAUCCUGUGCCAAAUCAUGGCUGGAAUCGGGACUAGAGGUGGACGCUCUAAUUGGUCACAGCUUCGGCCAAUUAACUGCACUAUGUGUUGCGGAUUCCAUCUCCUUAGAAGAUGCUUUCCGACUGGUUGCUGGUCGAGCGCGCCUAAUCCGCGAUAAAUGGGGUCCGGAGCGCGGAGCCAUGCUGUCGCUCGAGUGUGAUCUGGGUGACCUGAGGGAGCUGAUGGCUCGCAUCAACUCGACCUCUAAUUGCCGUGUGGAUGUGGCCUGCUACAACGGUCCCCGUAGCUUUGUGCUGUCUGGUGAUAUGGAGUCCAUCGAUCAGGUGCAGGAAUGGUGCCGCUCGUUUAAAGCAGUCCGACUGCAAAACACGCAUGCAUAUCAUUCGUAUGUCGCAGAUGCUAUCCUCGAGGAGUUCAGAGAACUCGCCCAAACGAUAGCAAUCCAACCACCACGGAUUCACAUCGAGACCUGCUCCCCCAGCACCAGCUGGACUGCCUUUACCGCCGAGGCAAUCGUCGAACAUACGAGACAACCGGUCUACUUCCAUGAAGCAGUGGACCGCCUCGCAGCGCGUGCCCCAUCUGCCGUGUGGCUCGAAGCCGGAUCUGCAUCCCCAAUCAUCGCUAUGACUCGUCGCAUACUGACACAGUCAGAUAAACCGCCCAUGUUCAUCCCAAUGGAACUAGGGACCACGGAUGCGAUGGCCAACUUGGCAAAUGCCAGUAGCCAGCUCUGGACGGCAGGGCUUGGUACCUCGUUCUGGCCUUUCCGUGGAGAUGGAGAUGCAGUGCAGAUCAACCUACCCCCAUAUCAAUUUGAGCGGACGCAGCACUGGCUUCAGUACAAGGAAGCGUCGGAAUCAUCCCUUAUUCAGCGCUCCCCAAGAUCAGGGUCCACCUUGGUGACCAUGGUCAAGAGUAGUGGGCCGAAGGGAGAAACAUUGUUCUCUAUUGAUACCUCGAACCCUGUUUUUGACUUAGCAACUCGAGGACACGCAGUCACUGGUCACAGCUUAUGCCCGGCCUCAAUGUACAUCGAAUUCGCUGCUCAGGGCGCUUCGAUGCUCGCCAGCAAAGACAACAAGACGCACUUCGCCCCCCACGUUGAAAGCCUGUCUAUAUCCUCCCCGCUGGGGCUUGGUGCGGAUUUAUUUCUCCGCCUGUGCCCUGUAGCACCGGGACAAUGGGAUUUCACCAUUACAAGCACGUCUUCAUUCGAGCAAACAGAGCACGGAAAAGGACGCAUCAGCUUGGUAUCUGCCGGAGACGUCGUUGCCGAGGCACGGCUGAAGCUUCUUCAAAAGAUCGCCCGAAGCUCGAGCAUGGAUCGUAUCAUGGACUCUCCUGAUGCAACAGGCAUAAGUGGUGGCAUUGUAUACCGGAUCUUUGGUGAGAUAGUGAACUACGCUCCUUACUACCGCGGGGUGAAGUCACUAUCAUCAUUAGGAAAUGAGGCGGUGGGAUUUGUGGAUCUCCCGGACGACACCCAACCGUUCAGCGGACAAAGCACUUUUUGUAGACCCGUUGAGCUGGAUAAUUUCCUUCAGGUUGCUGGGAUUCACGUGAACUGUCUCUCUACUCGGCGCGCUGAGGAGGUAUUUAUGUGCACUGCUGUGGACGAGGUGAUCCUUACACCUUCGUUUGUUGCCUCCAAGACAGACUCGCAGAGCUGGACCGUUUAUUCUCAUCACGAAGUUAUCUCCAAGGGGAGCUUGACUAACAAUAUCUUCGUCUAUGAUUCCGCGAAAAAGCUCGUAGCAGCUAUCAUGGGGGCGACAUUUCGCAGCGUGCCAUUCAAGUCGCUAGCCCGGAGCCUGACUCGCCUUAAUCAGCUUAUCCCAUCCACUCUGGAUAAGGGAAGGGAUUUUAUGGAGCCCCUAGCCGACUCAGGAUAUGACUCCAAUCUUGCUACUCCACCUACUGAGGAUGAGGACGAGACCUCGUUGGAAAACUAUUUCCCCGCGGAACAGGAGGUGUCUCAGAAUGUUCAGCGUCUCGAGGUUACCAAUGAUAGCAACACCCUUCAACAACUUCGAGCCCUUCUGAGCAAUAUAAUCGAAAUACCCCUCGAAGAGAUAGACGCCUCGUCUAGCCUUGAAGAACUUGGGAUUGACUCAUUACUCGUCACGGAGGUCCUGUCCGAGAUCGAGAAGCGCUUUAAGCUCCGCAUUAGCCCAGCACAAUUUCAAGGCUGUACAGACGUACUUUCAGUCUGCCAACUUUUGGCGCCAGAGGAGAAGCUCGCGCGAACAGCUGCCCCGCGCAGUCUGGCGUCCACCAAUGGUCACACCGAAACUGGGUCACCAUCCACGCGAAGCGGACCUCUGUCAGGCGAGUCAGAAAAUAAUCUGGCCGUUGUAAGUCAGCAAUGUUUCUUGGAUACUAAAUCAGGCUACGAUAAACACUCCAAAGUGACGGGCUUUGCCGGGUUCUUCAGCGAGCCCUUCCCUAUGCAAUCCGAACUUGUGGUGCAGUACGUAGUAGAGGCUUUUUCGACACUGGGCUGUAUACUGAACGAUAUGGCGCCAGGGGAUGACAUUCCCAUUAUACCCCAUAUUGACGGUCAGCGGAAGCUAGUGCCUCAGCUGUAUAUGAUUCUGGAGGAUGCGGGACUGAUCACGCAAAGCAAGGACGGUCGGUUUGAGCGCUCCAAUACGCCGACCUCCACUACCCCAGCAUCGAGUUUGCAUCGCAGCAUGCUAGCUAGAUUCCCUAAGCACACAUCCGAGACGAAGCUCCUUCACACAACUGGCCACAGAUUGGCGGACUGUUUGUCUGGUUCUGCUGAUCCGCUCUCCUUGAUCUUCCGAGAUUCAUCUGCUCGAGCCUUGCUCGAGGACGUAUACACGAAUGCGCCCAUGUUCAAAACAGGUACACUUUUACUCGCACAAUACCUCUCGUCCGUCGUGUCACGCUUCGGAAACGCCAGGGAAGUCCGCAUUCUCGAGCUGGGAGCAGGUACGGGCGGCACAACCAAGGAGCUUGUCCAUACCCUAGAAAAAUUGAGCCCUGAUCAUAAAUUCACAUAUACCUUCACCGACCUCUCAUCUUCACUGGUCGCCGCGGCCCGGAGGAAAUUUCCCCAUUCGUUUAUGCGGUACUCGGUGUUGGACGUCGAGAAGGUUCCUGGUGCUGAAUUGCAGGGCCGCUACGAUAUUAUAAUUUCCACCAACUGCAUCCAUGCUACACAGAACCUGGUUCGAUCUACCACGCACAUCCGGCAAAUGCUCCGACCAGAUGGGAUUCUUUGCCUGGUGGAGCUGACACGAAACCUGUUCUGGUUUGACCUCGUGUUUGGUCUGUUGGAGGGGUGGUGGCUGUUCAAUGACGGAAGGAAGCAUGUCCUCGCCGACGAACGGCGAUGGGAGAGAUGUCUACGAGAGGCUGGGUUUAACUGGGUUGAUUGGACCGAUAGCCCAUCCAGGGAAUCAGAUCUCUUACGGGUCAUUACCGCGUCUCCGUCUUCGGCUCAUGACACUUCAACCAAGCAGGAGACGAUCACCUUCAAGAAGGUGGACGGUGUCGAUCUUGAGGCAGAUCUGUACUAUCCUGACCAGCUGGCUGAUUCAACACAGCGUCUUCCUGUGGCACUAAUGAUUCACGGUGGCGGCCAUGUCAUGUUGUCCCGUAACGACAUCCGGCCAGAGCAAACCCAGCUGUUGUUACAGCAUGGCUUUCUCCCGAUAAGUGUCGACUAUCGACUCUGUCCGGAGGUAACACUCCCCAAUGGACCUAUGGAAGACGUUGCAGAUGCGCUGCAUUGGAUUCGCACUGUGCUGCCCACGCUCCGUUUACGUCGCAGCGAUAUCAAAAUCGACGGAGCCCGCGUGGUGAGUGUGGGCUGGUCUACAGGCGGGCAUUUGGCCUUGUCGCUUGGAUGGAACAGUAUCCCACGAGGAAUCAAGCCGCCUGAUGCUAUCCUAGCCUUCUAUUGUCCUCUCGACUACGAGGAUGACUUCUGGCUACAGCCAAACAUCCCAGAAGGAUCUGAAAGUGCGACAACCUAUGAGCUUGACGAGAGUAUUUGGGUGGCUGUGCAUGAGAAAGCCCUGACGCGGUAUAAUGUCCCGCCUGCGCAACGAGCCGUGGCAGGAUGGAUGGCACCAAGUGAUCCACGUAGUCGGCUUGCUCUGUAUAUGAACUGGCAUGGACGGACAUUGCAUGUUCUCCUCCGUGGACUUGAUCAGCAGCGCCGAAAGGAGCCGGAGAUGCCCACGCCCGCGGAGGUUGCGGCAGUGAGUCCACUCGCUCAGGUUCGUCGAGGUACAUACACUACUCCGACGUUCAUUAUUCAUCCUAGAGGGGAUGAUCUCAUCCCUUGGGGACAGGCGCAGCGGACAUAUGAAGCGUUAUGCAAACAGGGGGUUGAAAGUCAACUACGCAUUGUGGACGAUGUGCCGCAUCUCUUCGAUAUGUAUCGCACGUAUCAGAAACGGGAGGAGGUCCAGAGGGUGGUAGGGGAGGGAUACAAGUUUCUACGGGCGCACGUAUGA